Molecule: messenger RNA, 228 nt
Organism: Iphiclides podalirius (scarce swallowtail)
Lineage: Eukaryota; Metazoa; Arthropoda; Insecta; Lepidoptera; Papilionidae
Source: the annotation of a GenBank genome assembly
AUGCGCCGUUCCGUUAAGCCACGAGGGAGCGCUGGGCCAAAUGGCCCCGCACUUUCACUCGCCUUGCCCAAAGGACGACCGGUGCCACUCAGUUCUGGAAGGGACACGAAGGCGAGUGCGCCCACUGUCCUCAGACGCAACGGGCGCAACGAUGUUUGCACGAACAACAAUCAGUUGGACUUGCAACGGAUAUUCGGUAUUAGGCAUAUUCAAGAGCUUGCAGCAGAU